AUGUUUCUCCGUCGGAAUCCCCUGCUGAGUCGCAGGCUCAUAGCUGCCGUCCCACGAGUCGCCAUCCCCGCAACCGCAACAGCAGCAGCAGCAGCAACGUCGCCUCGUCUAAGCUUCCCAUCAGCAACAACAGCGGGCCAGAGCCGCGCCUUCUCCUCCGACGACGCCGUAUCCUCCAUGACAGAAGCCGAAUCAGCCAUAGCAUCAACUAUCACGUCAUUCGAAGCCCUAGACCCUAUAUCCAGCAUCCUCGUUCGCGACGUCUCCGGUGGCUGCGGGAGCAUGUACGCCAUCGAGGUCGCCUCCCGCCGCUUCAAGGGCAUGAACCUCCUCGCCCAGCAGAGGCUGGUGAAUAAGGCCCUCGGCGACCAGGUCAAGAAUUGGCAUGGUGUCCAGAUCCGGACGAGGGUUCCUGAGGAGGGGGAGUAA
This is a messenger RNA of Geosmithia morbida, 429 nucleotides long. RefSeq names its product BolA-like protein 3. Lineage: Eukaryota; Fungi; Ascomycota; Sordariomycetes; Hypocreales; Bionectriaceae. Bases 1 to 429 code for a protein of 142 amino acids. The record is from RefSeq and is a predicted model, not a curated record. The transcript has a single exon.